Molecule: messenger RNA, 2094 nt
Organism: Vespa mandarinia (Asian giant hornet)
Lineage: Eukaryota; Metazoa; Arthropoda; Insecta; Hymenoptera; Vespidae
Source: RefSeq, a predicted model, not a curated record
AUGGUUUGCUAUUAUUGUGGCAGCACGGGGUACAAGAUCAAAGAGUGCAUCGUCAUCGAGCCGAUUUGCUUCUUAUGCUUAAAGAGCGGUGUUGAAGCCUGGGAGCACCUUGCGGGUUCAAGGCCCUGCAAAUCUUUCCAGGAGGCCCUUGCAACAGUAAAGACGUUGGAAAAAAAUGAAAAAGAGAAAAGGUGGAGUGUACUUCAGGGUGACCUGAAUACGAGCAGGACGGCGCAUCACCUUCUACCCCAGCUUUGCUUUGAGAAAAAGGCUGUUAUUGUGCUAAUCAGCGAGCAGUUCCAAGACAGAGCAGGAGUAGGAUGGUUCGCAGACGAAUUGGGUACCGCGGCCAUCUGGAUGUCAGAUCACCGACUAAUAAAUGUGUCGGACCAAGGAUCCGGACGCUGUUACGUUUGGGUGAGACAUAACUCGGCGACUUAUGUCAGUGUAUAUCUCACUCCGAACGACCGGAUAGACGACUUCCAAAUCAAACUGGACGUGCUGGAAAACGCGCUGCGGGAAAUGCAAGGGGAUCUCAUUGUGGCUGGAGACCUCAAUGCCAAAGCUCUCGAUUGGGGGGAGGCCAGGCCGGACUCCAGAGGAAGACGUAUCAUGGAGGUGGCGUCGAGACUGGAGCUAUCAGUACUCAACACAGGUUCGACUUCAACCUUCCGCAGGCCUGGUUACAGAGAGACGAUCCCGGAUGUCUCUCUAACCAACGAACACCUUGUGGCAAGAUUCGCAGGCUGGCAGGUGAUCGAGGAUUAUACCGGGUGCGAUCAUCAGUACAUCCUAUUCGAUGUACAUGAUAGGAGGCCAGCCGUGACAAGUGUAAAGCGACACCCCGGUGGAACAUUGCAAGAAUCGAGUCUAUCGCCACCUGCAGAAGCCAUGUUGAUUAGCGCAGCAACGCAUGCAGAUCAUCUAAAUGCGUGUGCGAUAACAGUGCCAAAGAAUGGCACGAGACGGCAGAGACGCCCUGUAUAUUGGUGGACGAACGAGAUCGCAGAUCUACACUAUCAAGCGGCCAAGAAAGCCCUGAAGAGGACCAUUAAGGCCAGUCAACGACGGUGCUGGAAGGAGCUGUGCCAGGAUGUCGACCAGAAUCCGUGGGGAUUAGUGUAUGUCAUCGUCACUCGCAAACUGGGGACUAACUCGCAAGGGACCCCUCAGGACGCGAGGACGUUGGAUCACAUCGUGCAUACUCUAAUCCCCCCACAGCCGAAGAGAGAGAUCAGCUUGGAUGCGCCCGGAUUAAGCUAUGUACCGCAAUUCACGGAAGAAGAGCUACUCAGGGCCGUAUCAUCUAUGCGGAACAAGAAAGCUCCAGGUCCAGACAGACUCCCAGCAGAAAUAAUUAAAGUCGUCGCGCAGAGUCACCCUGAGCUAUUGCUGAACAUCAAGGGCAAGGGUCCAGUAGGGGCAGCUUCAUCAUACAGGCCUAUUUGUAUGCUCGAUACGGCUGGAAAACUCCUGGAGAAGCUGAUAAGGCCAAGGCUGCGAGCAGCCGUGAAGGCAGUGGGGGAUCUUGCCGGCCGUCAGUAUGUAUUCCGAUCCGGCCUCUCCACCAUCCACGCAGUCCUGGAGGUGGUCACGGCCGCGAAAAUGAUGGAGCGAGGCAAUCAUCGAACUCGACCUCUGUGCCUGCUAGCCACCUUAGACGUGAGAAAUGCCUUCAACUCCGUCAGGUGGGACCUGGCAAGGGAAGCGAUCGAACGUAAUUUCGACGUUGCGAAGUACCUACUGCGAAUAAUUGACGAUUAUCUAAACGAGCGCUUCCUAGUAUACGACACGAGUGAUGGUCCAAGAAGCUUGGAAUUGACAGCGGGGGCAGCCCAGGGCUCUAUACUGGGACCGGUUAUAUGGAAUAUAUUCUACGACGGUAUCUUUCGUAUGGCAGUCCCAAAAGGUACUUUCUUGAGACACGAAGGGGGUACAGUUGCUGCUCAACCAGGUCAUGCGGAGAGUUACCUCCUGGAUGGAAGACCACGAGCUAUCUCUAGCAGCCCAGAAGACAGAGAUCGUGCUAAUUACGAGGAAGCGCAUCAACACCUUGCGCAGCUUCAUUGUAGGAGAUGCGGCGGUCCAGACUAA